Messenger RNA from Marmota monax (woodchuck), 2017 nucleotides. It is a transcript of the gene Slc30a3, whose product is annotated as solute carrier family 30 member 3. Gene Ontology annotation, molecular function: zinc ion transmembrane transporter activity. Gene Ontology annotation, cellular component: plasma membrane. NCBI's taxonomy places the organism in Eukaryota, Metazoa, Chordata, Mammalia, Rodentia, Sciuridae. Gene Ontology annotation, biological process: zinc ion transmembrane transport; response to zinc ion. Bases 166 to 1332 code for a protein of 388 amino acids. The record is from RefSeq and is a predicted model, not a curated record. The transcript is spliced from 8 exons.
UGCCGCGGGAUCUGCAGUUCGGACUCCGCGCACUAUAGUGUCCGCAGUUCCCUCCCUUCUGGUGGCCCCGCGGCCCUGCGGGGAGUCCGGGGGUCCGCGGGCUGCUCGAGGCCGGCCCCGCCUCUCCCUCCUUCGGUGGGGCCUAGACGGUCGGAGCAGCUGGACAUGGAGCCUUCUUCCGCCACCGGAGGCUCAGAGACCACUCGCCUCGUGAGCCCCCGGGACCGUGGCGGCGCCGGCGGCGGCCUGCGUUUGAAGAGUCUCUUCACAGAGCCCUCGGAGCCCCUCCCUGAGGAGCCCAAGCCUGUGGAGAUGCCCUUCCACCACUGCCACAGGGACUCCAUGCCACCGCUGGGCCUCACGCCUGAGAGAACGCGGGCGCGGAAGCAGCUGUACGCCGCCUGUGCUGUUUGCGUCGUCUUCAUGACCGGGGAGGUGGUUGGUGGGUAUUUGGCACACAGCCUGGCCAUUAUGACUGAUGCCGUCCACUUGCUGGCAGAUGUGGGUAGCAUGAUGGGCAGCCUCUUCUCCCUUUGGCUCUCUGCCCGGCCAGCGUCCCGCACCAUGACCUUUGGCUGGCACCGCUCAGAGACUCUGGGGGCUUUGGCCUCUGUGGUCUCCCUCUGGAUGGUCACUGGUGUCCUCCUGUACCUGGCCUUCCUCCGCCUGCUGCACAGUGACUACCACAUCGAGGCAGAGCCCAUGCUGCUGACCGCCAGCAUUGCAGUCUGUGCCAAUAUGAUAAUGGCCUUUGUGCUGCACCAGGCUGGGCCUUCCCACAGCCACAGGUCUAGGGGGGCAGAGUAUGCACCGCUGGAAGAAGGGCCUGGUGACCCCCUGUCCAUGGGGAACACCAGCGUCCGGGCGGCCUUCGUGCAUGUGUUGGGGGACCUCGUGCAGAGCUUCGGGGUACUGGCUGCCUCUGUCCUCAUCUACUUCAAGCCUCAGUACAAGGCGGCUGACCCCAUCAGCACUUUCUUCUUCUCCAUCUGUGCCCUUGGAUCCACCGCCCCCACCCUCCGAGAUGUUCUUCACAUCCUCAUGGAAGGUGCCCCCAGCGGUGUGGGGUUUGAACCUGUAAGAGAUACACUGCUGUCGGUGCCAGGAGUCCGCGCAACCCAUGAGCUGCACCUGUGGGCCUUGACACUUACUUACCAUGUUGCCUCUGCACACCUGGCCAUUGACUCCACGGCUGACCCUGAGGCUGUCCUGAAAGAAGCAUCAUCCCGGCUCUACUCCCGGUUUGGAAUCUCCAGCUGUACCCUGCAGGUCGAGCGGUACAGAUCUGAGAUGGCCCGGUGUCCACGCUGCCAGGAGCCACCCCAAGCCUGAGCCACAGCCCCACCCUCACCCCACUGCCAGGUCCAGCCUCAGUCCUGGACUCUCAGCACCUGCCUCCCUGGUCACGGAGAAGGAAUGGAGCUGGGCCCAUACCUUUUCCUCUCUCCCUCUUCCACCUGCCAAACGCCCCAGCUCUAGCCCCAGUGAGCAAGACCAAAGCGUGUGGGGGGAGUGUUGGGUGGGAGUCAGGCUGAACAGCUGGAAGCAGGUCAGAGGCAGGGGAAUGUAAGAAGCCCCCACAGUCCCUGCUCCCCACAGCCUGGAGAGCCGCGCAUGUCCUUUCUGUGCAAUCCAUGUGUCUGUGUGGCAGCCUGUCUGGCUGUGUGGCUGGUUCAUCUGCCUCUCUGUGCUCUUGGUGUGCCUAUGCCUGGGGAGGUCAGCAGGGGCCCCCUCCCCAUGUGGCCCUCUCUCUGUCUAUGCAGGGGUCCCAAAGCCUGCACUUUCUCCAUGUGUCUUAGCCCUGUGGUUUUGUCUGUGUGUGUGUUCCUUGGUGCUGUGGCCUCGGUGUCUCUGCCUGUGUGGCUGUGCUAUGGUCUCUAUGAGUCUGCUCCACCCAUGUGUCUGUCUGGGAGUCCAUCUGUCCAUCCCUCUGUUGGUGCUGUGCCCCCGGCUGGCUCUCCCAGGGAGAGGGAGGACUCUUGGUGCAGCUCCACCAAUAAACUUGUGUCUGACUGCA